UGUACAGUUCAUGUAGUCCGAACUUUAUAGAAGAGAGAUCACAGAGAGUAUCUUAACCCAUUACAGAUCUUCAUCAUCUAACCCUAAAACAAACAUAUAUUCUCUUAUUAAGAUCAUCUGCUAAUAAUAAGAGAACAUGAGUUAUAACGAUUUAUACCCUUUACAAAAAAGCAAUGAGUCGAUAUGUCAGAUCUCAAAAUCUUGUGAACAACCACAACAAAAAGAGCCAGAUAAUAAUCAACAUAUUGUCCCAGAAUUUCAACCUUUCAGCAUUGAUGAUUUUAACCCUAUCUUUAAUAUGGACCACCCCGCUAGCAACUCAUCAGCUAAUAAUACUCCAAAAGUAGAUAAUCCAGCAAGUCAAAGAGCUGAUGAAAGUACGAAGAAAAUGGUUGUAAGAAGAGAUGUUGAGAGGCAAAGAAGGCAAGAAAUGGCGAAUCUUCACGCGUCGCUUCGUUCACUUCUGCCUCUUGAAUAUAUCAAGGGAAAUAGAUCAGUAUCUGACCAUAUGGAUGAAGCAACUAAGUACAUAAAGAAUCUACAGAAAAUGAUCCAAGAAAUGAAACAUAAGAGAAAUGGGCUAAACAGAUUGUCUAUCAACAAUACUGUAAAACCUACAUCUGUUAUUCCUAGAGGACUAAACAGGUUUUCGCGGAAUUGUGUGACGGUUAGGCCGUGUGUAUCAGGUUUGGAAGUUGUUAUUACUAGUGAUGGGUUAUCACUUCCGCUUUCAAGGGUGCUUCGAGUACUACUUGAAGGUGGAUUACUUACAGUUGUUGGCUGUGUUACAACUAGGGUAAAUGAAGCAUCACUACACACUAUUCAGAUUGAGGUAAGUGAUCUUGCACGAAUCAAUACAAUCGAACUGCAACAAAAGCUGAUUGAUUUGGUUUAGUAUUCAAGAGUCUAACGACGGGACUGCUUAAUUUCAUAUGCUUGAGCACUCGAAGCUUAUCUUUGCUGGUUUUCUCCUUAAAACAAGAUAUAUGUAAGCACUGCAAACAUUUAAAUGACGUUAGAGUACUAUAAGGGGUUUGUGUCAUCUUCUUGAGUUCAUCUGGCAAUCUAGCUCCUUAGUUAUCAUUUAUAUAGAGUUGAUUGAGUACUAAGGUCUUGUAUAUAUCUAUCUAGCAGCAUAAAUAUGAUUUU
Messenger RNA from Papaver somniferum (opium poppy), 1149 nucleotides. Its product is annotated as transcription factor bHLH118-like. Gene Ontology annotation, molecular function: DNA-binding transcription factor activity, RNA polymerase II-specific; protein dimerization activity; RNA polymerase II transcription regulatory region sequence-specific DNA binding. The coding region runs from base 137 to 895 and encodes 252 amino acids. Gene Ontology annotation, cellular component: RNA polymerase II transcription regulator complex. Lineage: Eukaryota; Viridiplantae; Streptophyta; Magnoliopsida; Ranunculales; Papaveraceae. Gene Ontology annotation, biological process: regulation of transcription by RNA polymerase II. The record is from RefSeq and is a predicted model, not a curated record. The transcript is spliced from 3 exons.